Messenger RNA from Saccoglossus kowalevskii, 1224 nucleotides. RefSeq names its product ubiquitin-conjugating enzyme E2 K-like. The record is from RefSeq and is a predicted model, not a curated record. NCBI's taxonomy places the organism in Eukaryota, Metazoa, Hemichordata, Enteropneusta, Harrimaniidae. Gene Ontology annotation, molecular function: protein binding.
GUGAAGUCAUUGCUGUAGAAAGUUUUUUCUGUAAAUAUUGUAUUGCAGAUGAAAAAUAGAGUGCUGCUGUAAACAGUUUUGUUAAUUCUGUAACAAUGUCUAAUAUAGCAGCUGCUCGAAUACAGCGAGAAUUUAAGGAAGUUGUAAAAUGUGACGAGGCAGCAAAAUGUGCCAUAAAGGUUGAAAUGGUAGAUAGUGAUUGUAUGGAAUUACGCGGAGAGAUAGCUGGCCCUCCUGAUACCCCCUAUGAAGGUGGCAAUUUUAUACUGGAAAUAAAAAUACCAGAAACGUAUCCAUUUAAUCCUCCAAAGGUACGUUUUGUAACAAAAAUAUGGCAUCCUAAUAUAAGUUCUAAAACUGGUGCUAUUUGUUUGGAUAUAUUAAAAGAUCAGUGGGCAGCAGCUAUGACAUUGCGUACAGUUCUACUAUCAUUACAAGCAUUAUUAGCAGCUGCAGAACCAGAUGAUCCACAGGAUGCAGUCGUCGCAAAACAGUACAAAGAAGAUCCACAAGCAUUUGAAGACACAGCUAGACAUUGGGCACAGGUAUAUGCACAAGCACCAUGUAAUAAUCCUGGAUGUUCUGCCAAAGUUAAUCAACUUGUAGAUAUGGGAUUUACUGAGACUGCAUCCAGAGAAGCGUUAUCCAUGCAUAGUUGGGAUGUUGAAAAAGCUGUAGAGUAUCUUAUGAGCUGAAGUACAUUUUGUAUAAAGUUCACUGUAAAUACUGACUGUACCAAUCAACACAGUAUAGUUAAAAACAAUUGUACAGCCUAGUUGUGCUUUGAAAUAUGGACCGUGGUUAUUGAUCCACAUUUUGUAAUGAACUUAGAUAUUAGAUUAGUUUCAGUUAUAUAUGAUAUGAUGCCCACCUGAAUAGGUGUGUUCUUGCAGGUAAGAUAAUGUGCAAUGCUGGCGUGUACACUCUAUGUAACUUAUUAAACGUAGCAACAGGGGAAUACAUAAAUAAUUUUUGAGAUAGUCACUGGUGUAAGUUUCAAACGAUGCAACUAUAUCAUUGUAUAUAUUUCUUUGCAGUGGGGAUGUAUGUAGGUGAAUAUGACAUACACAUGUACUUGUGUCUUAUUUGUUAGUCCCUGUUCAGACACAGCAUAAAAACAGCACUGCUGCUGUCUUCUCAUAUUAAUCAAACUUUGCAUGUAAUAUUUUAAUUUGUUAUAUUUCAUUAUUUAGUAAAUCAGUUCAUUCAUGGCCUAUAGACAAA